UUCCCAUGAUGCACUUGUGCUUCCUUCCUAUCUGGCGCCUUCUGGCCGAGAGCGGUCCAGGUCCAUCUUGCCUGUUCGUGUUCGCACCCACGGAGCUCGGCAGGCAGCGCGCUCGCGGUCUUCUUCCUCUUGCUGUCGUCGUGCUCAAAAAUGGCGGCGCCGAGAGGCGGAACGUCGUCGUCCGCCAACAUCGCGGUGGGUUCGGGCGGCCAGACAGUCGCCCGAGCUCGCUUCCCGGGCCGUCCGUGCGCGAGCCGCGUCGGCCGGCUGCGUCUGGGCAAGCGAAGCAAACGCGGAAGGCUGUGCUCGGAUGACGGCAAGUCGUCCGGCGGAGGGCCGAGGCCCGUCAACAUCGGCCUUGCGUUGAGCGACGACUCGGCCUUGCUCCGUCUGCUCGGGCUGGCUGAGAAGCAUGAGCGGCGGAGGGAAGUGGGCUUCGAGUCGAGCGAAGAGGAGGAAAGCUUUGGUGGUUUUGGCACAACCACUGCUCGUUUAUCCAGCAAGUUGAAGCCCCCCAAAGUUGCACAGCCUUCUGAAGUUGCGCAGCGUUCCGAUGGUGUGACGCCAACUCCUGCAACCAAAUCUGUCAUUGGGAAAAUAUUACCCAAGACCCCCAAAGCAACACCGAUUGGGAAUAUUGUAUCACAGGGUGCCAAAGAAGGAGAGAAAGAAGAAGAUGGGCUGUCUGACAUGAUUUUACCACCGAAUUCCAAAGAAGUGCUGAUUGGUACAAUUGUACCUCGGCGCUCGAAAAAAGAAUGGGUUGGCGUGAAAGGCAGAAGAAUGAAAGUCAAAGAGGCGCCAACCGAGAUUUUUCAAGGGCAAGGCGGAACGGCAAAAGGCAUCCAGGCAGGGGUCGGUGAAGCAGAACGAACCGAGGAAGUUCCGACAGCCGAGAGUGCGGGGCAGGCGCUUGCAAUGACGGUCAAAAUGCCAGGUGCCGCCUCACCGCCGAGGCCCGCAAAGCGCGCCAGGCUGUCGGCGGCGUCCCUGCAGCGCAGCCAGAGGAAAAAACCGGCAAAGGACGUGGCCGCGUCCCCGGAGAUUGGCGCGGAGGCUGGCGCGCAGAGCGGGCCGGAAGCAGCAAUGCCGCUGGAGGGGUUGUCGUCGUCGCCGCUGCCUGUGUUACCUGAGCACCGCGUGUACAAACGACACUCGCGCAAGUGCUUAUAUGGCAAGCGAAAGAAGGUCAAAAAUGCCACGCCCGCCACCACCGCAAUCCGCAGAAGGAACCGCAUCAAGCACGUGUUUUACACCUACGUCACCGACCCCGGGCCCACUGCUCCGCCGGACCUCGAACCCAGCUCCCUCGUGGAACAGCACAACUCCUCGAGCGUGACGACUGCGCGCACGUCCCGCGUCAUCAAGACGCCCAAGAGGUUUUUGGAUGAGGCCAUGGUGCCCUUCCCGAAAGGCCACUUGUCAUCAUGGCUGAAGAAUCACCCGAAAGAGGAUGAGAAGACCAGCACAUCUUCGCAAGACUCCGUUUACGAUGCCAAGUUGGAGGUAGACGCCGCGCCCAACGCAGCCGACAAGUUGUCUCCCCCAGCGAAGCUCCCUGUCAGACCAAUUCACGGCAGCAGUCACCUUGACUUCUACAAGAAACUCAAGAGGCUUACCUUGAAGCUGGCAGAGAAGAAGAGAGGCCAUUACGCCGUGCGGGUCGAAGACGAUGACGGCUCACGUCCAGACGAUUUAAAGAUGGCCGUGAAAAAGAGGAGGCGGCGCAAGGCCAAACUGACCGUGGAGGAGAUGGACUCGCCCGGAGUCGUGAGGAAGCUCGCCGUGGUCGUCAACAGCGACGCCAAGACGUCUUCGCAAGCAUCCCCGGAAGUCACCGACAGGAAUGAGGCCGUGGGGAGCGGCGAGGCUCGUCCUGCGGCGCUGGCACCAGAUGCGGGCGUGCCCGGGCACCGCGCGGUGGGCCUGAGUGGAGCCAACAAGAGGAUGCUGCACCUGCUCAAGAAAGCCAAAGUGCAGCUCAUCAAGAUUGACCAGCAGAAGCAGUUCAAAUUGUCGCAGUUGAGCUCUAGUGACACUCACGCGGCAGUGAGCAGGCGAAGGAAAAGGAGAGUCAACCGGUCUGCGAAACUGCAUCCUCAGGAGCAGCCUCUGGGCGGUCCCAGGAUCAAGCACGUGUGUCGGGCGGCGGCGGUCGCCCUGGGCCAGCCGCGGGCGAUGGUGCCCGACGACAUUCCCCGGCUCAGUGCCCUUCCGCUGCACGAGAGGGAGGGCAUCACCGUUUCCCCCGCAAUAGAAGAUGUCGCAGACGACGAUGAUGACGAUGAGAUCUCUGAUGGAGGCGGGGCUGAGUGGCCGGUCUCCCAGGAACCCCUUCAAGAGCAGAAGAAGCAAUGGCGGCGGCGCGGGUGGCGGCGCGGCCGCAAGUUCAAAAAGCGCAAGAUCUUGAGCCGCUACAGGCCCGGCGGCGUGCGCUCGCGGCGCUGUGGUUCGUGCAGAGGGUGCCUGGUGGACAGCGACUGCGCCAAGUGCACCAACUGUCGUGACAAGCCCAAGUUCGGCGGGCCCAACAAGAGGCGACAGUGUUGCAUAUACAGGAGGUGUGAUAGAAUUGAGACCACAAAGACAGAGCGCAUCGUCAAACAAUUUAAAGUCCGGGCCAGGCAGUUUUCGGGACCCAUGUCAAGCAGCGAUGACGGCAACUGGGGUGCCAGGGAGUCGAGCACGAAGCUGUCCUUAGCGCCGACUAAAAUCCGCAAGCAUUCUUUGCGCAACAUCACGCCGCGCUCCUUCAGCAAUCUGCUCAAGUCCGAGUCGGACGAGGAGCCAGAGGAAGAGAGGGAAGAGUUCAAGGAGGAGAAAAUGGCCGCUAAGCAAGAUCUUGGACUUGGACUGUCCGUAUGUGAGAACGUCCCCAUGGAGGUGAUGAAGCAGCGGCGGCCGUUUUCCAAAGGAAGCCGACCAAGAGCCAACAAGCGGCGCGGCCGCAAGUUCAAAAAGCGCAAGAUCUUGAGCCGCUACAGGCCCGGCGGCGUGCGCUCGCGGCGCUGUGGUUCGUGCAGAGGGUGCCUGGUGGACAGCGACUGCGCCAAGUGCACCAACUGUCGUGACAAGCCCAAGUUCGGCGGGCCCAACAAGAGGCGACAGUGUUGCAUAUACAGGAGGUGUGAUAGAAUUGAGACCACAAAGACAGAGCGCAUCGUCAAACAAUUUAAAGUCCGGGCCAGGCAGUUUUCGGGACCCAUGUCAAGCAGCGAUGACGGCAACUGGGGUGCCAGGGAGUCGAGCACGAAGCUGUCCUUAGCGCCGACUAAAAUCCGCAAGCAUUCUUUGCGCAACAUCACGCCGCGCUCCUUCAGCAAUCUGCUCAAGUCCGAGUCGGACGAGGAGCCAGAGGAAGAGAGGGAAGAGUUCAAGGAGGAGAAAAUGGCCGCUAAGCAAGAUCUUGGACUUGGACUGUCCGUAUGUGAGAACGUCCCCAUGGAGUUGAUGAAGCAGCGGCGGCCGUUUUCCAAAGGAAGCCGACCAAGAGCCAACAAGGAAUCGCAGAACAUGGAAGAGGCGGCGCCCAGCGAUACGUUCCCCUGUCCCGGCCCACCCGGAAGCCCCCCAGCCAAACUGCAGCGGGAGCUCAGAGUACACUUAUACCGGUUCCCCGAUCCUCACCUGCAGUCGCCCCGGCACCUGGAUCCGUGCCCUAAACAAUCAGAACCCAAAUUGAUGCGGCCCCUAAAGCAGCCUAGUGAGCCGCACGCACUGCAUGCCGUAACGCCGCAGCUCGUAACACGGAACCAGCUUGAAAUGCUGCCCCGUUCACGUGUCCUUGUGUUGCGACUGCAUCCCUUGCCUCCGUCUGUGGUGCACGCCGCGUUACGCGGGCGGAAAAGUGAAUCGCCGCCACCCCAAGGAAGUCCAAAGUCCUUGUCGCCCUCAGCUCUGACAGAGGUUGCGACCACGUUGCGCUUUCAAGGGGAUGCGUUGUCGCAGCUGCAGCCCCUCCGUGCCUUGACCGACCAAGAGCUCACCGUGGACGGAGCGGACGGUGCCCGGGAUGACGGCCAAGAUGGACCAGAAGGGAUGGGGCUGCAAAGGCCACCGGGAACUGACCCACACUGUGUCCUUCCUUCCCAGAAUGCCGCUGAGGGCUCAUCGCCCAGUGCCCCCGUGGGUUUCCCGAAUGGAUUUCCCCAGAAGGGCCCGGUGCUUGACAAGACAAAGAUCCGGGUGGAUUUUAAGGAGGACUGCGCAAUUCAAAACGUGUGGCUAAUGGGGGGCCUCAGCGUCCUCACGUCUGUCCCCACCACACCUCAGCCCGUUUGUCUGUUAUGCGCCAGCAAAGGACGACACGAGAUGGUCUUCUGUCAGAUAUGCUGCGAGGCCUUCCACAACUUCUGCCUCUCUGCCGAGGAGCGACCUCUGGGGGAAAACAAGGAGAACUGGUGCUGCAGACGCUGCAAGUUCUGUCACGUGUGUGGGCGCAGAAGCAAGCUGUCCAAGCCUGUGUUGCAAUGCAAGAGAUGCCAAAUCUCCUACCAUCCUUCCUGCUUGGGACCAACGUACCCAAAGCCGAUGAACUGCAGCCUACCAUGGCUCUGCAUGACGUGCAUUCGCUGCAAAAGCUGCGGAGUGACGCCCGGAAAGUCGUGGGAUGUGGCCUGGAACCACACCGAGAACUUUUGCCCCGAAUGCGCCGUUCUUCACGAAAAAGGUCACUUCUGCACAGUUUGCAACAAGUGCUAUGACGACGACAGCAGCCAGCGGGCGCGGAUGAUUCAGUGUUUGAAAUGUAAACACUGGGUGCAUUACGACUGCGAGGGCCUUUCAGAAGAGCUGAAGGGGCUGCUGUCGAGUCGACCCCAGGAUGCCGUCUUCACCUGCUCCCCCUGCCGUCAGCGCACCGGCGAGGAUGGGAGCCUCAGGGAACGUCUGCAGGGCCAACUGCUAUUUGGCCUGCAAGAGGUGCUGGCCGGCCUCCUCGCCUCCGGUGCCACUCAGCACCUUGCGCUCUGUCAAUCGUGUCAGGAAACCAAAAAGACAGAGCUCACCAGGGAACCGUCACCAGCGUGUGAUCUCCAAGCCAUGGACAGGAAGUUAAAAGGGGGCAAUUACUCAUCUAUUAAAGCGUUCCAUGCGGAUGUCGUUUCUGUGAUGAGAAAGUGGCUCAAGGAGGAAGUGGACGAAAAGCCCACCGUUCGCGCCAGGGAACACUAUGCCAAAUUGAUGGUGCAAGUAUUCAGCUGGCUUCCUCCACACCACCAAAACAAGUUGAGGUCAUUUUCGGAGGACCUCCCAUGUGGAAUGCUCCCCGAAGCAGUAAUCCCGCCAUCCAAGGAACACAGCUAUGCGCAGUGGAUACAGAGGACAUAUCAGCCUCGGGACAGCAGAGGGACGCCAGCGGGGAAAGGUGUGAUGAACAACGUGGACGCUUUCAAAGAUGGCCGACAGUGCGCUUUGUGCCAGCAGUGUGGCGACUCUGCACCCAGAGACGGCGGACGACUGUUGUACCUGGGCCAGAACGAGUGGGCCCACAUCAACUGUUGCAUUUGGUCUGCCGAAGUGUAUGAGAACAACGGCGCCCUACAUCAAGUACACACCGCUGUCUACAGGGGCCGCCACCUGCGUUGCGACCGCUGCGGGCUGUCGGGGGCCACGGUGGGCUGCUGCCUCUCCACCUGCCAGAGCAACUUCCACUUCAUGUGUGCGCGAGCCCACGACUGCGUGUUCCAGCGGGACCGGAAGGUCUACUGCUACAAGCACACGGAUCUCGUCACUGUGGCGACCGUGUCAGGGGAGGCAUUUGAAGUUCCACGGCGAGUCUAUGUUGACUUUGAAGGGAUCACCCUCAAGAGGAAGUUCCUCACAGGCCUCGAACCUGAAUCCAUUAAUAUGACCAUCGGGUCUCUGCAAAUCCAGAAACUCGGUGUGUUGUCAGAAAUCUCAUCAAAUGGAAGGAUGUUAUACCCUGUUGGAUACCAGUGCUCUCGGUUCUACUGGAGCACCGUGGAUCCGCGCAGACGCUGCAAGUACACCUGUAAGGUGACCGAAGUAAGUAGCCCCCUGCCCGGCGAGGAACAGGAGCUCCUCAUCAAGUGCGAUCAAGAGGAGAAUCAAACCAUCGUCCACAGUCCCACCUUACACAAAGAUGUGGAGACUCUGGACAGUCUAAGCAGCUCUUCCAGCCCACUUUGUUCUGCCACUCCAUCACCCAACUCCAAACUGCACAGUUGUUCGCCUGGACACAAGCACCACGGCUUCUCACAGACCAGGAGGCCCGCAGGGGGAUCUUCCCGACCCCUCCCAUCACCAGGUUCGGCAUCCUCCAAAUCACGUCACAUCGUCACUCUGCGUGACCUGGAGGACACUCACCGCCGUCGAAGGCUGUCGUCCAGGAGCCGCAGCAGUUCCUCCCCAACUGACAGCGGCCCCAUCCACACCCGCUGCGCUCACUUCAGCACCCCGCCGAGGUCAUCCAACUUUGCGCCGACCUCUCCUCCCCUAUCGCGAUCGAACUCCCUCUCACCGGGCUGGGGCUCCCCGCCUCAAACGAUGUCCGCCGGGUUUUCGCCUCGCCAGGGCUCCCCAAAGGGCAGGCACGCGUUCAGGAUGACCACUUCGGUGUCUGCUGAGGUUCCCCAACAUUUCUUGGCAUCGUCUGAGACAGAGGAUGCGGCGGUGGCGACGACAAACGGGAUCUCGCUUGCUCCCGACUACGCGGAUGGACGCUCGGAGCCACCUUACGCCAUGUUCGACACUGACACCGAGGUUGCAGUCGCCUCUGUUCUCAACGCCAAGCUGGAGUUUGACGACACCCUGCUGACCGAGAACGUGUUGCCGGGCGGCCGGCUGGAUGUCGAAAUCCCAGAGCCGGACUCCGAAGAUGAACACCACGGCGUUAAGUUUCGGCGCACCGUGGUGUGCGAAGCCGCGGGUGGCGCGCACACCUCGGCCCUGCCCUCCACGCCGUCCAUUUCGCAGUUGGACGGCACUGACGACGGCUCCGAGAGCGACCGCAGCGAGGGGCCCGACGAAGUGGGAAGUGGCGAUGUUCAGAUUCACACCGACAUCAGCUCGCCCACGAAGCAGCUGACAGUCGCACUCAGGAGGUUGGAGUCCAUUAACGCGGCAGAACAAGGUACGAGCGUGGCAGGCAGUUUAACGGAAGCUCACUCGGCCCCCGUUUUCCUUGACGCUUUUGAUGUGGUGCAAAGCGAGGAGGUACUGAUGGACGGCGACGCUUCGGCCCAGGAUGUGCUUCUUGAAGUACCCAUCGGGAGUUCUAUGGCCGCCAAAGAUGUCUCUCUGGUGUGCGCAAGUAACACUCGAGCUGAUGACAAUGACAACGUGUCAUCGACAGACUCCACCGAAGGCUUCAAAGAUGACGAUAAAGACCCAGACUAUUCUCCUGAGCCCCAAAACGUGUCGCACUCACCAAUGAAAAGAAUCAUUCUGAAAAAAGUACGCCACACUCCCAAAAUGAAGUGCUUGAUAACCAAGCAGAGCGUCCCUCAGCACCAGCAGAAGGUCAAGGUGCUGCUGCCCCCCACGUCAGUUCAGGUUGUCAACGCAGCAACAGUGUCUACCGUCGCCCCCAAUGCUGUCACCUCGCCCGUUCUCUUCAACGGGGUAAACGCUUUAAAUGUCCAACCUGCUGUCCUGCGAGGCAAAACCAUCGCCAUCCGCUUGGACAAGCCCGUGGCGUCAUCAGCGCAGCCUACCCAACCCGUCAUUCCCGCGCCGGCCGCGGCCACCAGCAUUGCGACGACCUCUCCGCCGACGCCCCAGGUGCUCCUCGUCAACAGUGAGGGUCAAAUCCUCUUGAAAAACCCUCGAACCAACACUUACCAAACGCUCAACACAAGCUCUCCCACUUACAGCAAGAUAAGCCAAAUUGCCAAGAUGCUCCAUAAGGGUAACAACGCCAUGAAGCGACCCAUCCCUCGCAUCACAGUCAAACCUUGCCCCAGCACCCAGCCUGCCAACGUCUCCUCUACUCCGGCGCCAAACAACAAAAUCAUCUACCGAGUGGUGCCCAUCAAACGCAUGAUGAGUCCCCCGCCGGCCGUCACCGUGCAGCGUAAUCCCGCCUCGGUUUUGUCCGAGGCCGAAACAGCUCAAGCGAUUAUGAACAGAUCCAUGGAAUCCCAACGUGACACCCCAAGGAUGAAGCCCAUCAUUCUUAGCGGCGCUCUACACGCAGGUGGCAAACCCCCAGAGCCAUCUCAAUCUCAAGACGCCAGUCGUCGGCCGGUGGCGCCGCAGAGUCCCCGAGCGUCGAGAGCGGCGUGCCGGCUCGCAACCCGCAGACGACACCUGCGCCCCUUCCUGAAGUGUGUAUCAAGCUCCCGACCGCCAUCCCUCAGAGGAGGAAGAGGAAGAGAGCCAAGAUGGACAUCCUGCGCAAGAACGCAGCAAAGGCCCGACGUGGCUGCAAGUGCUUCAGACAAAAGCACCGCAUCCCGCAAUUUGAAAAUUAGCGCCGGGCGGCGACGAUUCCUUUCAAGUCAGGAGACACGCGUCAAAAUAAAAAUUCAGCCCGUAAAAAAUGUUCCCGAUGUGGAUAAGGAGAAUUUGAGCAUUACAGCGCCACCCGUGCCGAUGUCCCCAAGACCUCAUCACGUGGAGAGUCUCAGCUGUCGGGCUACCGCACACAAGUGGGUCAGCGCUCGUCAUGGAGACUUAUCCGAAUGGGGGCCGCUUGCAGGUUAUAGUUCCGAAGAUGAAGCCCCUUUGCCCAAACACAAGAAGCGGAUCUACAUGAACCAGCCUCACCUGCGUUUUGAAAUCACCAGCGAUGACGGCUUUAGCGUCAAAGCUAACAGCAUCGAGGUGGCUUGGCGCGCCGUGAUCGACAGCGUCCAAGAGGCGCGGGCGGCCUUCCGCCUGGGGCAGCUUCCCUUGGCCGGCAUGAGCGGGCCGCGGGUGCUGGGCGUGGUGCACGACGCCGUCAUCUUCCUGCUGGAGCAGCUGCGCGGCGCCGACAACUGCAAGAGCCACCGCUUCCGCUUCCACCGAUGCAAUGGCGCCGAGGAGGAGCUGCCGCUCAACCCCAGCGGCUGCGCCCGCGGCGAAGUCUACGUGCGGAAAGCAACAUUCGACAUGUUCGACUUCCUGGCAUCGCAGCACCGAGCUCUCCCCGACUCAGUCGGUGCCUACGAUGAGGAGGACGACGAAUUUCCGCUCAAGUCUUCCAGGCGCGCCACCAGCAGUGAGCUUCCCAUGGCGAUGAGAUUUCGACACCUGGAGAAGACUUCCAAGGAAGCCGUCGGUGUUUACAGGUCUCUCAUUCACGGCCGAGGGCUUUUCUGCAAGAGGAACAUCGAAGCAGGGGAAAUGGUCAUCGAGUAUUCAGGCACAGUCAUCCGCUCGGUGCUGACUGAUAAGCGGGAGAAAUAUUACGACAGCAAAGGCAUCGGCUGCUACAUGUUCCGCAUCGACGACUUUGACGUGGUGGACGCCACCAUGCAGGGUAACGCGGCGCGCUUCAUCAACCACUCGUGCGAGCCCAACUGCUACUCGCGCGUCAUCAACGUGGACGGCCGCAAGCACAUCGUCAUCUUCGCGCUGCGCAAGAUCUACCGUGGCGAGGAGCUGACGUACGACUACAAGUUCCCCAUCGAGGACGAAGAGAGCAAGCUGCGCUGCAACUGCGGCGCGCGGCGCUGCCGCCGCUACCUUAACUAGCCGCCUGAGGUAUGAAUCGCCCGACACGGCACACCUGCGGUCACUUUGCGAGUGCAUCUACAUCCAUAGAGUCACAUUUUACAACAAGAAGGGUACUUUGGUGUGGUGUCCUGGCUGGAAUCUUGACCAAUGGAGCCAUAUGUCAAUCACUGACUAUUUCUGUAACGUGCACAAGGCCUUGUGAUCCUCUUUUUACCUAUUCAGCUUCAGUUUUGUUUGUUUAUUUUCUCGCAGGGAAAUAUUUAUUUAUUACGUUCUGUACUCGGAUCCCAUGCUUUAGUUUCUCCGUUUCUUGACUGGGGUGCUGGUAGAGUUCAAAUAGUUUUUACCGCACUCUCAGAAAGGCUACUUUUAUCCCGCAGUCUUCUUGUUCAUUUUGCGUGUUUUAAGGAUAAAUACUUUUUGCACUGUCCCUUUAUAGGUUUUUUGUUUGUUUGUUUGUUUUAUGUAUUGGAAUAAUGUUUAUAGAAUUUAAUGCAUUUGUGCUUUCACCUUUCCCAUUGGAAGGCGGGCUAAAAAUGGGAGUUUGAGUUUUGAAGUGGGUGAAAUUUGCAGCCACAUCAGUGUUUCCGUGUGUGCUACCUCAUAUUGAAACAUUUUGUCCUUCGAUGUUCCAAGACGUAACUCAACAUUAAUUACUGACAUUUGAUUUAACCGCAGUUUUUAGUUCAACAACCAC
Molecule: messenger RNA, 10321 nt
Organism: Hippocampus comes (tiger tail seahorse)
Lineage: Eukaryota; Metazoa; Chordata; Actinopteri; Syngnathiformes; Syngnathidae
Gene: kmt2ba
Product: lysine (K)-specific methyltransferase 2Ba
Exons: 43
Coding region: 151-9642 (3163 amino acids)
Biological process (GO): positive regulation of DNA-templated transcription
Cellular component (GO): histone methyltransferase complex; nucleus
Molecular function (GO): DNA binding; histone H3K4 methyltransferase activity; protein binding
Source: RefSeq, a predicted model, not a curated record